Messenger RNA from Coccinella septempunctata (seven-spotted ladybird), 1503 nucleotides. Its product is annotated as putative nuclease HARBI1. NCBI's taxonomy places the organism in Eukaryota, Metazoa, Arthropoda, Insecta, Coleoptera, Coccinellidae. The record is from RefSeq and is a predicted model, not a curated record. Bases 373 to 1473 code for a protein of 366 amino acids. The transcript is spliced from 7 exons.
CUGUUCUCUUGUUAAAGUUUUUCAAGGAUGUUUUCUCAUUGUUAAAAUAACGCAGUCAUAUUGGUCCUUGUUUUGCCCAACAGAUUAGUAGGAAAUUUCUUCCAAUUAAUUUUUGUUUUUAGGUAUAUUGUUUCCGGAUAAGAGGUUUACGGUGGUAUUCUGCUUUCAUCUGUAAGCCAAUCUGUAACUUUUUACGAGCUUACAGGAAGAAUGCGAUUCUGGACUUUCUUUCGGUGAUCUGUAGCUUACAGAAACCGUAAAUAUUUACGAGGACUCGAGAGGUGGUCGGAAGCCUAUCGAAUGAUAUAUUGUGAGGUUAUGUCGAAUGGUUUGUUUAUUUUCUGGUGAACAACUUUUUGAAAUAGAUUCAUAAUGAAUGAUAAUAAUAAUAUCGCUUUGUUUAUUGGGUUGUUAUUAGAAGAAAACCAUAACAGGAACUUUAUGAGAAUUGAAAGGAGAAGGUUGCGUGAUCAAAUGAAUCCUUUCGAAAUGCCGGAUGCUCAGUUUAUGAAAAUGUUUAGACUGAAGAAGCAGUGCACCAUAAACUUAAUAAAUGCUUUACAGCAAUUUUUACCCACAAAAAAUGCAAAUGCUAUUGCAUUACCCAAAAAAGUGUUGAUUACUCUCAACUUUUUGGCCACAGGGUCUUUCCAGAAUUCUGUAGGUUCCAAUACCUGGUUAUCAGCAAGUCAACCUUCAGUAAGUAGAGCGGUAAAUGAAAUUUGUUCUACAAUUGCUGAGUAUUUAUUACCCACUUGGGUUCAGUUUCCUACUACCGAGGAGUCAAUUAGACUGGUCAAACAGGGAUUCUUCUUAAAAUAUGGGUUCAGAGGUGUUUUAGGAGCAGUAGAUGGAACUCAUGUGGAAAUUCUUGCACCUCCUGAAAAUGACAUUAAUCACCCCCCAUACGUUUAUAUUAACCGGAAAGGAAAACAUUCCAUCAAUGUUAUGCUGAUUUCAGAUGUUGAUUGCAGAAUAUUAGCCGUUAAUGCCCGUUUUCCUGGCUCUGUCCAUGAUUCUGCUGUUUGGCAAAUGAGCUCAAUAAGGAACCACUUACAGCUACAGCAUGAAGCAGGUCAUACAAAUAUGCUUUUAAUUGGUGAUAGUGACUACCCUCUUGAGCCAUGGCUCUUUACUCCGAUUGCUAUUCCAAGAAACAUUCAGGAGGAAAUUUUCAAUAGAAAGUUGAGUUCCCUACGGAACACUAUUGAGAGAACAAACGGAAUUUUAAAAGGAAGAUUUAGAUGCAUUUCCAGAUUAAGAACUGUAAUGUAUCAUCCAACUCAGGCUGCAAAAAUUAUAUACUCAUGUUGUGUUUUACACAACAUUUGUAAAGCAGCCAAUAUGAUAGAUGAGGAUAUUGAAAUGAGAGAUGAGAAUGAUGUUUCAGAUCUUGUUGGUGGUGGCAAUGUUGAUGUUAGCAUACACCAGAGGGGGAUCGAAGCCAGAAACCAUUACAUAAGGAAUAUGUAAAAUAUAAAUAAAACCAAUUUGAAAAAAUCA